This is a messenger RNA of Prorocentrum cordatum, 1332 nucleotides long. The record is from the annotation of a GenBank genome assembly. NCBI's taxonomy places the organism in Eukaryota, Dinophyceae, Prorocentrales, Prorocentraceae.
AUGGCGUGUACGGGCUUCAGCCCUGGCCCGUUCACCUUCGUGGAGCUCUUCGCUGGCAUCGGGGGCUUCAGACUUGGGCUGGAGGCGCUCGGAGGCCGCUGCGUCUUCGCGUCGGAGAUGCACCCAACCGCCAGGAUGGGCCUGGGGCUCGUGUGUUCUGCAAAAGUCAUUGUGAUCGGAAUCGCAUUAGCCGCCAUGUGGCAGGCCGUAAUCCGCAGUGCCACGUGGCAUUCCCUCUUCACAAUGAUCCUUUCCCCACUCUUGGCCACGAGGGCGGUCUACUGCGAGAACUGGCCGACGCAGUGCGGGGCAGCAGCGGCCAUGUGUGGAAAGCUGGCGGGCGACAUCCGCCUCGUGCCCGUCGAGGACGUGCCGGAGCACGACGUGCUCACCGCGGGGUUUCCGUGCCAGCCCUUCUCCGCGCUUGGCGAGCAGAUUGGGCUCCAAGAAAGCCGCGGCCGCCUGUUCCUGCAGGUGUGCCGCGUGCUGCGCGGCCGGCGGCCUCCGCUGGCGCUGCUUGAGAACGUCCCGGGCCUGCUGGGCACGGAUGGCGGCAGGGCAUUGGAGGCGGUGGCCCGUGCGCUGAAGGAGUCUGGGUACCGCGUCGCGCAUCGUGUGUACAACAGCCAGGCGGUGCUGCCCCAGAAGCGGAAGCGCGUGUACAUCGUCGCCAUCAGGGCCGAUUUGGAGGCCGCGUGCGAGGUGUUCCGCUUCCCCUGGCUCCCCGAUUUGGGCCGCACGCUGGCCGAGGCGUUGGAGCGCCCGCCGCCAGCCGAGGAGUUGGGGCACCUGGUAGUCUCGGAGGAUCGGUGGGGCAGACUGCAGCAGUCCAGGGCAUUCCACGAAGCGCCGGAGGACAUCCUCGGCUGCCUCGACGCCCCUGCGGCCCCCCUGGUGGCGUCCUACGGGCAGGGCGGCAGCGGCUCUUUCUCAAGGUACACGCAGCUGGUGCCGCCAGAGGGCGCCCCCGCCGGUGACCUCUCGCGGCCACGACGCCUCAGCCGCCGUGAAUGCGCCCGGCUGCAGGGCUUCCCGGAGACCUUCAGCUACGCCGCUUGCGACGGCCCCCGCGCUUGGUACCGACUCAUCGGCAACGCGGUCAGCCCGCCAAUCGUCUGCGCGCUGGCCGCCUCGUUGCUGUGCGCACUGCGGCACGCUGGCGCGCGGCGCUGCCGGCUGCCUGGCACCAGGGCGGCGCUGCAGCUGGCGCUGCAGGCUGGCCCGCCUGAGGCAGUCGACCGCUUGCUGGUGGUCGAGGUGUCGCGGGCGAUGGAUGGCAGCGAUGUGCUCUCUCUAGGCGCACUUCUGACGCAGCUUGACAGUGAGCGCUGA